Messenger RNA from Pristis pectinata (smalltooth sawfish), 3451 nucleotides. It is a transcript of the gene sass6, whose product is annotated as SAS-6 centriolar assembly protein. The coding region runs from base 233 to 2239 and encodes 668 amino acids. Gene Ontology annotation, cellular component: centriole; centrosome. Lineage: Eukaryota; Metazoa; Chordata; Chondrichthyes; Rhinopristiformes; Pristidae. Gene Ontology annotation, biological process: centriole replication. The record is from RefSeq and is a predicted model, not a curated record. The transcript is spliced from 17 exons.
GAUCGUUGGCAAAGUUGUGAAGGUGGCGGGAAAGCGGCCGGGAACCGGUAACCCUUGGCAACGGAGAGCGAUUGAGCCGGAGCUGCGGGCCCAGCGCUGCCUGUCCUGAGCCCGGGCGUUGAGAGCGGUCCCCGGAGAGCCAUGCAGGAGCGCUGAGCCGCCGCCUUUGCCGCUGGGAUUGUUGGCCGCGGGUACCAUGAGGUGAAAGCAGGUGCAGGAUCCCCAGCGCACGAUGGCCGAGGAACUGUUCUGUCAGAGCGCUGCCGUCCUCGUCAAGUGUAAGGACUGUGAGGACAGGAGGGAAAAUGUUCGACUGAGAGUAGGAUGGCAAAUCAGUUCUAAUGCAGUUCACAAGAAGGAUUUAACUGUUCGUUUGACUGAUGACGUAGAUCCCUUCUUCUUGUAUAAUCUUACAAUUAGUGAAGAUGAUUUUCAAAGUUUAAAGAAUCAGCAAGGACUGCUUGUAGAAUUUUCUGCUUUUCCCCAGCGGUUCAUUGAGCUUUUGGACCAAUGCAUCCAGGAACAAAGCAAAGAUGUUCCACGGUUUACGCUUCACUUAGUAACUCAGUCUCCAGCACUGGAUCACAUGCCUGCGAGCUUAAAUAUAAUAGAAACUAAUCCAUUCAAACAUCUCACGCAUCUCUCCUUAAAGCUGCUUCCAGGAAAUGACAAUGAGAUCAAGAAAUAUUUAGCAGUCUGCCUUCAGAAUGUGAAGGCAGAAAAUAGUUCAUUACAAGAAAGGUUACGUAGAACAGAGGAGGAAUUGAUGAAAAGAUUAAGCAUUACCCAACAGACCUUAGCAGAAAAGAGUAAGGAACUGGACAGAUUACGUAAUGAAUGGACAACACAUACUAACUUGAUAACAAACAAACACAGUCAAGAAGUUACUUCGGAACGGGAAAAAGCUUUACAGGCUCAAACACACUACCAGCAGCAAUGGGAGCAGCAAAAAAAAGAAACAGAGGCAGCACAUAGUCAAACAGUACAGCAUCUUGAAAGGAGGAUAGCUGAAAUAGAAGCUAUCAACAAGGAUCUUACCGAAAGGAAAUACAAAUCAGAAUCUGCAAUACGAGAGACGAAAGCCAAAAUAUGCGUCAUGGAAGAGGAGUGUCAAAGAUCAAAACAGGAAGUCAUUUCACUGAGGCGAGAAAAUGCCACACUGGAUGCAGAGUGCCAUGAAAAGGAGAAAUUACUUAAUCAGCUGCGAACAAGGACUGCAGUCCUGGAACAGGAAGUUAAGGAUAAAGAGCAAGUGGUUACGAGGACAACAGAAGUCUUUGAAAGUUUGCAGGAGCACAAGAAAAAUCUAGAAGAGAGCCUGGAGCAAAAGCAACAGCAAAUGGGAAAACUAGAAGCUACUGUGAAGUCUCUUUCAGAAGAAUUAUUAAAGGCCAAUGAGAUCAUCAAAAAGCUGCAGGGAGACAUUAAGAAGCUGAUGGAAAAAAUUAAACUGAAGAAUACAGUUACAAUGCAACAAGAAAAACUUUUAGGAGAAAAGGCACAAAUGCUCCAGAAGGAGCAACGAGAACUAGCAGAUGUUCAGCAGGCCCUGAGACACAAGGAAGAGGAGGUUUGCAAGUUACAGGAGAAGUUUGAUGCCACAGUCGAAAAGCUAGAAGAAAGUAAACAGCUUCUAAAGACAAAUGAAAACGUAAUAUCUUGGCUGAAUAAACAACUGAAUGAAAAUAAAUUAGCCUCUCUGCAAGAAACUCCAGGGUCCUUUGAUCCAUCGUCAAUAUCUAGUGGCAAUCUAUCCAGGCCUGGGGGUGUGCAAAACAGUUUGCAAACUUUGCACCCUCCUUUCUCUGUCUUGACGCCACAGACUGUCUCCUCUGUUUCGCCUUCAGAUAAUUACUCUAAGAGCUUUGGUUCUUCUGUACGAAUGAAUACUCCACCCCUGAGGCCUGGUGUAUCAAGACAUGGUCUUCAGGUGCACUUCAGUCCUCUGCAGCUAAAUCCUAGUAUCAUUCCUGGAUGUGAACUCACAUCAGCCCCUCCAUCUUCAACACCUACAGCAGGAGGGCUCUCUUCCAAAAGUGAACCAAUUGGUUUGGACCAGAAGUACUUACAAAAGAGGGAAGGUGGUAAACCAGUUUUAUCUCAAGGAGCACCAUUGCAGAAGCCAUUAUAUCCAUCUGGCACAGUGCCAACUCGACCCCUUGUGCCAAAGCAAGGAAAUCCACCACCAGUGACAUCUGCCUACUUUCCAGGACAACAGCCUAGACUCCCUGCAUCAUGAAAAGAGCUGCAAUUACCUCUCAGUCUACGCAAGGCUUGAAAGGAGACAGAUCAUGAGAAUGGAACAGCCGCCUGAACAUAUCACUGCAGGUGUUCACACCUGUUAAAAAAUGAUUGGACCGGGCAGUGAUAAUUAGCAUAAACCCAGGUGCUCAUUCAAACUGCCAGAAUACACUUGCCACUCUCAAAAUAUUAACUUUACUUAAUUUGUUUUUGAGUGAGUGGGGGUUUUUCUUCUGCACAGGAGGCAGCUGAAUACCAAAGCGUAUGUUGCAGACUCAGGACUGAAGAUUUUGAGCCUUAUUUCAUUAGUUCUGCAGUUUGCAGAACUAAUAAUUUUGAACAAUCAAGAAUUUAAAUAAAAUCUUGUGCUUUGUAACAGUGAAGUAUAUUAGCUGCUUUCCGUGUGUAGAAACAGGGGAUGCCUUCUGUGUUUCCUCCUCCCUCAACACAAUCACGUUUGAAUAUGUCCUAACUUUGUGGGUUCAGAUCCUCAGCAAUUUUUCUUUCUGGUUUUCCAAUUUGUCCAUUAUGUUACCAAUAUAUUUGGCACAGCUGGUCUUUGUUAUUUUGCCCAAACUGUACAAUCUUUUUCUUACUGGAAUUGCGUAUUUGGUUCCUAUGCAUGCUUAACGGAAGAAAAUUCAGAUACCUUAACUAGUUGGAAGUGCCAUUGGGCAUCAUAAUGGAAACUUUCAGAAAUUCAGUGUAUACAGUCAGUAUUACAACAUAGGAAUGGGUUGGCCCUUCCCUACAUUGCAGGGAGUACAGAACUGUUAAAGUUUAGCACUGGUGGAGUCUUUGUCAAGAUGCAAAGUUCAGUCUUGAUAGUAGGACAGUAGUUAUAUACAUUUUGUAUCUGAAAAAUAAUUGACAGUUGCAUGCUAAUAAAAUUUAGAUGCAGUUUGUCGAUUGAAAGUAAUCCCUAAAUAGCAUGCCAUGAGCUAAGCCCUAUCAAAUUGUCUGAAAGUUUGAACUACUGCAACUUGUGUAGUUCUGAAUGAAAUCAAUUUAAUAAGGUGGCCAAUAUAAUUGCAUCAGGGAUUUUAAAGUGCAUCAAAUGUACAGAAUUGGCUCUAUUUUCCCUAUUGUGCUGUAACUAGUAAUUUAUGACAACUGUUGUACUGAAUGUAUCAGUGUACAAAUUGUAAAAUUGUAUUUAAAAUGAUCAUUUCAUACAUAUUUUGAAUGAAUAAAAUAUACGUACUUUUGC